This is a messenger RNA of Funneliformis caledonium, 2532 nucleotides long. Lineage: Eukaryota; Fungi; Glomeromycota; Glomeromycetes; Glomerales; Glomeraceae. The record is from the annotation of a GenBank genome assembly.
AUGACUUCUCUUAAGGCGACAAAGGCUUGUGAUAAUGAUUCUCGAAGACAAACCACAAUGUCCAUGACUUGGAAUAUACCCCAACAUAAAAAUAAUUUGCAGACAAAGAGCGACGAAGAAUCUGAAAUGAACUCUCUUCUUUCGGACAAAUCAAGUAGUGCUGAUAGCCCAAGAGAGUCCUCAAGUAUUGAAAGAGAAAUGGACGAAACGAGCAGAGAAAGAAGGAACGGUAGUAGUAACAGAACAUGUUCAAAGAAAAGUUCAAGUUCGAUGUCUACUACAGAAUUAUGGUUUAAAGAAUUUAAUCAAAAUACUAGAGAAUUGAAUAAUAUUGAUGACGAUAGCGAAACCCCUUAUUACGUAAAUUCUUACAAAUCUCAUCCUAAACCUGUGUUAAAUCAACAGUCAUCUAUAACAUCAAGGCAUCAUCAACGUGCUGGACACUACGCCCAUGGACAUCGUAUGCCAUCAAGUCGUAACUUUUCAAAGUCGCCACAUCAUGGUAACUUUAAAAAACGUGACAGAUCUUCAGGCAGCGAUUCUUAUCGUUCAGUUAUCGACGAUUUAACUUUGAAAAAUCAAAAAUUGCGUCAAAAACUUCGAAAAAUGGAAGGUAGUCACGCAAAAACAUUACAUAAAGAAAAAUUAUUUGAAGUGCGAUACUAUCAAAUGCCCAGAGAGAAGCGACACGAAUUGGAAGAAUAUCUUAGACAAUUCGCCGCUCAGUUACCAACGCCCACGUCAAGUUCUACAAAUUUGACUCAAAGCCCAAUAAUCGAAAAUAAUUCCAAAACAGAACACUUAACUCCCGUUAAAGCAAAUGAUAAAUUAAAGAUGAAACAAGUCGUUAGAGCUAUUGAGAAUGUAUUUACCGUCCAACCAUCAACAGAUGAUCAUUAUCUAAAAGAUCAAGAAGAUGCAGAUCCCGAAGGAUACGUUUAUUUAAAUCUUUUGACGAAUAUGGCACAAUUACAUACAAUGAGCGUUACUUUGCCAUUCAUUAAACAAGCUAUUCGAAAAUUUUCAAAUUGUCUAGAAUUAAAUGAGGACGGUACGAAAGUUCGAUGGCGUACAGGGUUGGAUCAUGUUAAACCUGAUACCAUAGAAAAUAAAGAUGUUGAUAUAAUGGGAAGUGGAAGAAGUGUCGUAAUGUCUUCAAUAGGUGUAAGCGAAAGCAAAAGUAUUGGUGAUAAACAAAGUGAUUCUUCACCAUCGAUUCCGUCUGCUAAACCAAUCCAAAAUUUUUCUGACCCAAUGAGUAUUACGCCAUCCUCUUUAACUUCAUCUAACGGUUCAAAACCUAACAAUCAACAAACCGAAUCACCAUCUGUAACAUCUUCAAUAGCCCAUUAUCGUCCCGUAUUUCUUCAUCGUAGUCUUAGUUCGUCCCCUUCUUCAGAUGAAUCUAGUAGCGUAAUCGAUCAACAUGAUGGUCCAGUUAUCUACUAUGAAGGAGGUUUAUUCUGUACCGACUUUAGUAGGAGCGUAAUGAUAGACGAUGAUGAUGAUAAACAAACAUCAUCACGUCCAAGUCAAUCAUUGGGGCUCGAUCGUUCAAUUGGAGACGUUGAUAAUAUUGACGUCAUUCAAGAGAGAUGGAAUGUUCCGGUUUAUGAAAGAGCAACGAAUUUGAUUUUAGGUGGAAGCAAUAUUGUAUUAAGUGAAACAAGUGAGGAAGAUAUCAGCAGCGGGCAAGAGGCAGAUGACGAAAGUCCAAUAAAAUCAUGUAAUCAUCGCAAUACGAGUGAACACCCGCAUAUGUUCGUUGAUGACCUAAACUCCAUGGAUGCUAACAAUGAAUUAAACAAUAUUCUAAUGAAAAAGGACAUUAACCUUGAUUCUAGACGAGUACAGUCAUCACCGGGAAAAAAUUAUGAUGAGAUCAAUGAUUGGAACAAUGAUGAUCCUAAAAUUUCAUCAUCACAAACUCCAAUACCAAGCAACGAUUCGAAACAAGAUUUACCAAAUUACAAAAAAUUACAUACUGCUAAAGUUCCUGGAGUUAUUACAGAAGAUAAUUUCAUGGUAUUAGUACAAACUUCACAUCCUACGAGAGGAACACGUCAUGGGCAUCGUCGUCAUAAAUCAAUUACAACUUCAUCUAAAAAGAUCUCUCACUCCAAAGAAUCUUCAAUUGAUGAUGAUACUUCAAUGAACGCGUCAAGCAGCGGUAGUAGUACAGAUAUCGAAGGGAAUAACGGAAAAUCAAAAUCACAUCAAGUACUCUCAACAAGAUUAUUUCAAUUACCUCCUUCUUCGAGUCCACAACCAAGGGUUUCACCGACACCGGGAUUUAGAACAUCAAAUUUACAAAAAACUUCUUCGGAUAGUGGUGGUGGAUCAUCCGAUCACGGGUCAUCAUCAUGUUCAGAAUCUUCCACAUCAGCUGCUACACAUGAUAAUUCAUAUUUAUUCAAAAACAAUACUUUACUUCAACUAUUACAAUCAAGCGACUCAAAAACCUCCCAAUAUGAUGAGGCGGUGACAAACAUCACCAUAAUCGUGAAAAUCGUAUUGAAGAAAGUAAUCUAG